CAGUCUCGGGAGUUCCGCCAAUCUCAGCAGAUUCCUAGCGUCGUCGCCUCCUAAUUAGCUUCGAUUAUCAGCCUAGUCCAGCGCCUUCGCCAGAUAUCAUCUCUGCCGACAUGCGGAUCGACAUGAGCCUCAUGGAUCCGCCGUCGCUUCAGCCCGGCCGUUUCGACGAGGCGGAUGUCGGCUUCGCCGCGCCGUCGUUCCCGCUGCCGGCCGUGAAAGAUUUGGACGGCUUUCAGAACGCGGCGAUGGAGAUGGUGAAGCCGGCGCACGGCACGACGACGCUGGGGUUCGUGUUCGAGCACGGGGUCAUCAUCGCCGUCGACUCGCGCGCCACCAUGGGGCCUUAUAUCGCCUCGCAGACGGUGAAGAAGGUGAUUGAGAUCAACCCGCACCUGCUGGGCACCAUGGCUGGCGGUGCGGCGGACUGCCAGUUCUGGCAGCGAAACCUCGGUAAACAGUGCCGCCUGCACGAGCUGGAGAACGGGCGGCGCAUCAGUGUGGCGGGCGCGUCGAAGCUGCUGGCCAACACGCUCUUCUCGUACCGCGGCAUGGGGCUCUCCAUCGGCACCAUGAUCGCUGGAUGGGACGAGACGGGUCCAAAGCUGUUCUAUGUGGACAGUGAGGGGUCUCGCCUGGAGGGCCGGCGAUUCUCCGUGGGGUCAGGGUCGACGUACGCCUAUGGCGUGCUGGACGCAGGGUACCGCUGGGACCUAUCAGUGGAGGAGGCGGAGGAGCUGGGGCGGAGGGCCAUUUACCAUGCCACAUUCCGUGACUCCGCCAGUGGAGGCACCGCCUCAGUGUACCAUGUUGGUCCUCAAGGCUGGACGAAGGUGUCUGGUGACGAUGUAAAUGAGCUACACUACAAGUACUACCCUAGCAAGGAGGAGGGCAAAGAGGAGGCUAUGGUUGAUGCAUGAGAGUCGAACACAUUAGCUUAUGCGCUUUAAUUCUUCUGUUUUCCGGAUGGAUUUUGUUGGGAAGGGCCUGUAUAGCUGAAUCUUCGUUCUCUGUAUCCUAUUAGACGUUUGAUCAAAUUCGCUCUAGCGUAUCGUUGA
Messenger RNA from Closterium sp. NIES-67, 1055 nucleotides. The record is from the annotation of a GenBank genome assembly. NCBI's taxonomy places the organism in Eukaryota, Viridiplantae, Streptophyta, Zygnematophyceae, Desmidiales, Closteriaceae.